Aegilops tauschii subsp. strangulata is the source of this 4759-nucleotide messenger RNA. RefSeq lists its product as uncharacterized. Lineage: Eukaryota; Viridiplantae; Streptophyta; Magnoliopsida; Poales; Poaceae. The record is from RefSeq and is a predicted model, not a curated record.
CCACCAACCGAUCCCCAUUACAGCCAUUUGUUUUGCCCGUCCCGCAAUCAGGUCGUCCCCCACGAGCAAUCACCGGUUCGGUGCCCGCCGGCGACCCCAUCCGGCGGCACAACCUUACUUGGCAUCAUGUCUGACGCUGGUAGUUGCGAGGGAGCGCCAGAGGGUAUGGACAAGCCAGAUCCACCACUUGAGCAACAGGCACCUCCAGCCCCCUCGUCUCGGAUAUUACUCAAGAAAGCAGUUGAAGUAAUCGAUUCGUUCAAUGAUUACAAGAGGUGGCUCGUUACUGAAAUUGGGUUUGGCGGCAUGCUCAAACUUCCUUCUAUUCAGAAGCUUAACCUGAAGUUCAGUGCCUGGGUUAUGAGCAAGGUAUCCGUUAGGCGUCGGGCAAUUGUUCUGUCUGAAUCAAAGACGAGGAUGUGCACAAGGUGUUUGGCAUACCAUGUGGCCAUCGUAGUGUUAAAGGGCGUGAUGGUUUCAUUAAGCCAGAGGCAAUAAGUUUCAUAAAGGGCACACUAGGGAUGGACAAGACUGGGGUUCAUAGCAUGCGUGCUGCCGAGGAAUUCCUCAUGCGUGAGAUAGCUGAGUCGUCCAGCAAGCUUGAGAAGGACUGCUUCCAAAUUGCAUUUGUCAUUUUUGUGAUGGGUCAUGUGCUGGCACCCAGGACAAAACACGAUUAUGGGACUAUAGAUUAUUGGGGAGCACUUGCGAACACAGAGAAUAUAUCGCAAUUCAAUUGGUGUGAGUUUUUCCUGGAUUUCUUGAUCGAGGCAGUCUGCCGUUUGAAGAAUGAUAUGAUGGCCAAUAAUCCAAACACCAACCUUGUUGGCUGUCAUCUAUUUCUGCAGGUCUUUUUCCUCGACAAUGUGGACCUAGGAAUUUUCAAUAAGAAGCAUAAUGUCCUUCCUCGGAUCAGUGAGUUUGACCAGGCCACAAUUAUAACGAUGAUUACAAUGGGAACUGACUUGGGGAAGGGCCCUACUUCGUACUCAAAAUGCAUGAUCCGUCAGGUUAGUGAUUUGUGCUAUGCUCGUUGCAAUUUAUGUGGAGGUGUUGACGACGCCACGAAUCAGGCAGCAGAAGUUGGCAAAUUUCACCAGCCAACCAGUCUAAAUGAGGAGCAUGGAAACCAAAUGAAUGAGAGAGCAGGGUCGUUUCAUGAUUCUUAUUCAGUAGCAGCCAACCUCAUGGAUGUGCAGACACCACUACGUGUGUUGGGUCCAGUUGAUUUUGCAGACCACCUACGCAACCGAUACCCAAGUCUGGUCAGGGAUGAGUUAACAUUCAUGCUAAAGGAGCAGAAUGCCAAGUGUCAGCGUGAAAUCAACACGGCCCGAGUCAACAUACAGGCAGACAUGAUCAAGUUUGUUGACAAAGUCAUGACAUCACUUAGCAAUAGGUGCAUUUGCUGUUUUGCCCGUGGUUUUACUGACUGCCCAGCAAGAGCAAUAGCAAUUGAGACAUCACCAGCGGACACAAUGACGACUCCGGCUGGGCCAAAAAUUCCAGGGGUCAGGCUAGAAAUGUCUGCAUGCAAAGGAGACAUGUCUAGAACCAGGGUUGCAUCUGAGGUACUGCCAGAUCAACAACAAAAAGGCCAAGACAUGAUGAUGAUUUGCUUGCAACACUGAAAGCAGGGAUACUUCAGUUUGCAAGGCAUACCAUGCAGGAAAUCAGUGAAAGAUUAAUUGAUCUUCCGAAUGAUGGCAGCACAACUGUGUUUGGAGAAAGGACUGCUGGACUACCAGGACAGAAAUAUGUCCACAUGCCUGGUUUUCAGACAGACCCAUGGAUCAGGGGUGUUGUCCCGUGCCCACCUCAGCCUUAUGUUUCUCAACUACUAGAAGAGUUCUUUGCUACUGCACCGCCAGAAGUUCUUUCCAGGUGUUUAUAUGAAUCUUUACUCGCUCAGAUAUUCUUUUUGUUGAUUCUGUAUGUGGCUGAAUAAAAUUUUCCCAUUCACACUUAUUUCAUGCCCUGGAACUUCCUUGUGCAUGAGAACCCAAGGUUUAUACGGAUCACUGGGCUAGCACUCAAACAACAAUUGGUUGGAGACGUGUUAAUUGAUCACAAGCUCAUGUCAGUCAUCAUCAGAAGAUAUUGCCAGGCUGAUCAGGAAGCCGAUAAACAUUCCCCAUACCGGACAUGGAGGCACCCUCUGGAGCCAGAAUUUUCAAGUCUGGUUUUAUCUGAACAAGAUUACUUGCAUACGAUGUCCAUACAGAAGGCACUAGGCGCCAUGGUACUGCAGUAUGACAUCACAUCCGCUUAGCUGUUCUUCACGCCGGUUCCACGACCUGAGGGAUGGAUUGUGAUAUUCUAGGACAUGGUUGCCCGCGUCAUAUAUGUCAUUGAUCCCAUGUAUAGCAAGAACAGCCAACCACUCAUAACUGAGACAAGAGACGAGAUCAUUGCUUGGAAGCUACAUGAUGCGUUGCUCAAUUGUUUUGCUAAGUACUAUGCUGGUUGGCCAGUCAAGAAAGAUGCAUGGAAGCUGAAGUUCCUUGCCCUUGCGGAUAGCAUUUUUAAUCAGUACAUCAGUUAUGAACUAUGUCUCGAAUUACAGUAAGCCAUUCUUUGGUUCUAAGCAUUUUUUAUUCCUUCAGAAAUGAAAGUGGAGCGUGCGCUGUCCACAUCACACAUCACUUCGAUGGGAAAAAGUUGAAGAUUCCCCUUACCAAGGUUUGUUAACGAACUCGGAUGUUGCACAGUACUGUCAUACAUUGCUUCAUAUUUCUACCGUUGCACAAGUCCAAUACUCAUUGCUCCUGCUGCUGCCGAUAUCCCACAACACACCAUAUCGAAAACAAAGCGGGAAACCCUGCAUGAGUGCAUGAAGUUGCAGGGCAAUUUCUCGUCCCACGCGUAAGAUGUAUUGUGGCAUCUCCUUGCACCAGCAGACUCUAUGUUUGAAUCAGAGUGAACCGGCGAAGCAACGAAGUCGCGGUGGAGACACUGUUGGCGUCUCCCACAACAUUCUCGUUGGCGUCUCCUCGCCCCAACGAAGUCGCGGGAAACCAUGUAGUGUUAUGUUCCUUGUCUUUAUGUUCCCCGGUGGAACAUCUAACCCUGGUGCGGCGAUCGCCGCGAACCGCAUCCGCUCCAUGCUGCCGUCGUUGUCAUUCACCUCCUCUAGCAGUGGUCUGUAAAAUACCACAAGAAUUAUAAGUGCGGGGCGAUGCACUCCCGGUGAAACAAGCAGAUCCACUUCAACAAAAGGGGGGCGUAGAUCAGAUUCUGACCUGUUUAUAGGCUGCAUCAGGAACUCCAUGGCCGCCGGUGAUCUUCCGAGCUUUCUGCCGCCGUCGCCGCAGUAGAUAUCCCCACUGUCCGGCCGCCCGAGUAGAAAACUUACCCCGAUUUAGCUGCCUUACCUACCAGCGGCGCACCUACCUGCAUUUACUGCGCGACGUCACGGAGCUACAGGAAUCCGGUGAUCUGGUCCACGGAUCAGGACGCCGGCAGCUACUCGAUCCACGGCUCUGUCGUCUCACGAUGGACGGCGUCCGCACUUCCGUUCCCUCAGGCCCACAUGCCAGCACAUUUAACCUUUUUUUACUGCUGCGUGUGAACCCGCUGCCUGGUCCAGUCAGUCAAUGUUUCCAAUCUUACAGCUAUUCUGGACGGAUGUGAUUCCGAGCUCACAGGAGCUCGCGAUCACAUACUCCGCGUCCUCGUCCUUCGUGCCAUUGACACACAUGAAAAAUAAUAAAAAGUCAAACCAAAAUUAUGUGGAGAAGGUGAUUCCUACCCUGCUCACAAAUGUAUUUGCAAAACACUGCCAAAAAUGGAUAUGGAUAGAAAUGGCAAUCUGCCUAAUGUGGAAUGCUCAGAUUUGGACACGGCCAGAUUUGGAAAGUCAGCCCUUCCCAGAAAUGGAAUUUCGGGAAAAAAUAAGAAAAACAAUAAAGAAAAGAAGGGGCUGUGUAGAUAUCCCCACUGCCUGGUCCGGUCAGUCAAUGUUUCCAAUCUUACAGCUAUUCUGGACGGAUGUGAUUCCGAGCUCACAGGAGCUCGCGAUCACAUACUCCGCGUCCUCAUCCUUGGUGCCAUUGACACACAUGAGAAAUAAUAAAAACUCAAACCAAAAUUAUGUGGAGAAGGUGAUUCGUACCCUGCUCACAAAUGUAUUUGCAAAACACUGCCAAAAAUGGCAAUGGAUAGAAAUGGCAAUCUGCCUAAUGUGGAACGCUCAGAUUUGGACACAGACAGAUUUGGAAAGUCAGCCCUUCCCAGAAAUGGAAUUUCGGGAAAAAUAUGAAAAACAUUAAAGAAAAGAAGGGGCUGUGUGUUUGUAUGACCAGUGGGUCCUUGGUGCCAUUGACACAUAGGAAUACAUUCGAACCCUGGUCAACUACACGUUGGAGUAUGGCUUCAGCCACUGAGCUAUUCGUGCGUUUCUAGCUAAAGAGCGUGUCUUGCCCUUCUUGAACCGUAUCCAAGGUGGGGCUCGCUGCAUUCUCGAGGCCGAGGCACUGUGUUAGCGACUUCCCCUGCUCUCGCAUGGGAUCGACAAUGGGCCAUAACUACUGGUCUUGGGCUGCUCGGUAGCCAGGCAACACGGCAACUACAAAUACAAGGGAUAGAGUUACGAACAACUUGGCUAGGAACUGGACGGCUUCAGCCUCCUCUGCUUCUGUAUCUCCUCCCUCUCGUGUUCCUCUCCUCUGUAAUGGCUAGACCUUGGUGAAUCCAUGGCUUGUAGUUCUAAUUGAUGAGGAAUAGAUCUCUGUGAGAAGAGUGCUGUUAACAAUUGGUA